Messenger RNA from Nilaparvata lugens (brown planthopper), 2035 nucleotides. RefSeq names its product zinc finger matrin-type protein 2. Gene Ontology annotation, cellular component: spliceosomal complex; U4/U6 x U5 tri-snRNP complex; nucleus. The record is from RefSeq and is a predicted model, not a curated record. The transcript has 5 exons. Bases 552 to 1166 code for a protein of 204 amino acids. Gene Ontology annotation, molecular function: nucleic acid binding; zinc ion binding. Lineage: Eukaryota; Metazoa; Arthropoda; Insecta; Hemiptera; Delphacidae. Gene Ontology annotation, biological process: mRNA splicing, via spliceosome.
AUUAUAUAUACUUACAAAAUUUCAAGAAUCUGUUAGUAUACGUUGGAAAAGAAGUAGAGAAGAAAGGUGGUGAACCACGUAAAUUUACGCCAUUGAAGGUGUUGUUUUUGUUUUGAGGAGGUGGAUAUUGGAUAAUCGAUAAGUAAAUGUGUCGAUUUGGCUCACUCAAGUCGACACUUUCUGAUUCGAUAAUGGAGUAUUAUUGAUUUUUGAAAAAAAUUUGUAUUAAUUUCAGUUUUUGAAUUUGUUUGAACGUUUUGAUAUUAUAAUCCAAAUAUAUAUAUAUACUGUAAAUAAUAAUUAGUAGAGAAUUAGUAAUUGAUUUCAAAAUAAAUUCAACAAUUCAGUUUGUAGUUGGCAACGUUUAAUUGUUCAUGUAAUCAGCUGCUCUGCUAGGCCAGCAACAGAAUUUUAUUCUGCAAAUUGUGAUUUUUCGUCGAUAUUUUUUUACUCUACUAUUUCUCUUUAUAUUAUUCAGUUAUGUUAUGAUAUUUACAAUCUUGGACUGUUAUAAUUAUUUCAUUUUUCAUCCUCAUCACUGACAACCAGACAUGGCAUCAAGUAGUAGAGGCGUAGAAGACCACCGCCGGAAAUGGGACCGCGGUCAGUACGAGCGGUUGGCGGCCGAGCGACUGCAAGAGGAGUUGGACUCCCUGGAGGCGGCCAAUCAGAAGCAGCCGCCCGUCAAACGCGAACUGCUGAAACAGCGCGAUUAUCGCGUCGACUUGGAGUCGCGGCUGGGAAAGAGCAUUGUCAUCACUAAGAACACGCCCUCAUCGCAGACUGGAGGAUAUUACUGCAACGUAUGCGAUUGUGUAGUGAAGGAUUCCAUCAAUUUCCUUGAUCACAUCAAUGGAAAGAAACAUCAACAGAACCUGGGCAUGUCCAUGAGGAUAGAGCGUUCUUCGUUGGAUCAGGUGAAAAGACGAUUUGAAUCAAACAAAAGAAAAAUGGAAGAUAAGAAGAAGGACUACGAUCUGGAAUUGAGGAUGAAAGAGUUGAAAGAGGAGGAAGAGAAAAUGAAAGAAUACAGAAGAGAAAAGAAGAAAGAGAAGAAAAGAAAAUACGACGAACAGGAAGAUGGAGACGAAGAUGGUAAACAACAACAGUCGGAAUUGGCAGCCAUUAUGGGGUUCUCAGGGUUUGGGGGAUCUAAAAAGAAGUGAAAUGUUUUCAAACUAAUUUUUUGCUUCAAUCAUUCAUUUUAUACAUCGUAGGCUAACGAAUUCUUUCACUAAAAUUAAUAUUACAAAUUUGUGACUCAAUUAUUUAUUCUGUCUUGUUAUGCUGGAAUUUUUGCAAAACGUUAUUUAGUAAGAUCCAUUUUUAAUUGUCAGCGUAGGUUGAGUGGGAGAUAUUUAUGUUGUCCAAAAAGAAAUACUGACACUGUGAAGUGAAAGUCGCUCUUGAAUAUAUAAUUUAGUUUAUGAUAAUGACUAUUUUAUUUAUUUUUAGACAAUAGAUACAAUGCAGAUAAAAACAACAGGCAUUCGCACAAAACUGCUUUAUUGUUAUAUAUUUUGUUGAAUAUUUACAUGGAAAUGGACUUAACCCAUAUAAUAUUUGGACGAUUUGAGACAAAAUUAGGAAGUAGUAGAAGUUUUGGGUGAUAGCCUGUUUUUUCUUUUCCGACUAUUGUAUUGUUUGCUCUAUCCAAUAAAUACAUUAUUUAAAUACUACUUCCCAACAAAUUCUGCUCUGCUGGACAGAAAAAGAUAACCAAUGAAUCUCUGUUAUGCUGGGUUGAAAAGAGAAUACCAUUGGUUCUUAUUGAAGGGUUCACAUUUGACAGACUAGAAAAGUGCGUGAACACUCUCAUAAGAACCAAUUGUUUUCUCUUUUCAGCCCAGCAAAUCAGAAAUUCAUUGGAAAUGAGGACUUUAGCGUUUGUUCAAUUAGUUAUAGCUUAUGAAAUUUACUCUAUGACGUUUUGCAAGAAUUCCUUUAUGUUCAUCAUGAUAUUGAAUACAGUUUGUAAAUAGUUGUAAUAGUGAUUUGAGUGCUGGUUUUUGAGAUUAAAUAGCUUAAAAUAGUU